CAAGCGUGGAAGAAGCUCUUGUCACUUGUGCAGAGAUACCCUUCGCUUCUGGAAGCUCAUCCAUCAUGGAGCCGUCCCAUGCGCGCUUUUAGGGCAGCCCUCGAUCAGGAAAAGUGGAGGGAAGUGUUCAAAGGUGGAGGCGCAAGAUUCUGCAAGCUUGAAGAAGCGCGGCUGGAGAGAGAAGAAGCAAAUUGAAUAACUGGGUUGUUGUGAUCCAACGGCUUGUUCCUUGAAAGUUGAUGUGGCACCUAGCUGGUUCGCUCUGGAGUGUCUGAAGCUGCAGCAGCACACGAGAACGGGACGGCAGUGCGAGGACGUUUUUGCUUCUUCGAAGCAUUCCCGGAGCAUUGUUUUGCAAGGGUCAACUCAAAUAAGGCAGUCAGCUGACAGCUAGGCGAGCUUUAAGUCCACUUCAUCUCUGCAUGCUCAUCGCUUCCAAGAGAAGCUCAGGACAAGUGUGAAGGAGUCAGUGCGGGACGAGCUUGGGCAACUAGAAAGCCUAUCCAAAACUCUGUCGACUGAAGCUGGCAUGGCAUGCUGACCAUCAAUAAGAUGAAGUCCCUUUCAUGAGAAGCUAGAAACUUUGAAAGCCCGCACAAGGCUGUCGCCCUUUCUUACUUCUUCAGUCGCCAGCACCAAUCUGGUUCAUGGAAGAUGAGCUUCCCUCGAUUCCGACUGCUGAAUUGGUGGAAGUCAUCCAUACACGACGCUUCAAAUUCCGCUCCGUCUCAGUCGCUAGUAUACUUACACAGCUGGUUGGACGAGCGCUGAGUCUUUUACAGGCUGGGGAGUCAGCGCAGAGUCCUGCCACGGCCUUUGCUGAUGAAUUCGAUGAUGGGGCGGCCGAGCUGGAGGCGAUUGAAGCUGAGCUUGAGGCCUUGUAUGAUAUCCGAGUGUGCACCUUUCUGGUGUCACUGCUAAGCUCGGCCUCUGCAAGCACGCGCGUGCUGGCUGGGGCCACGUACUUGCUGGCAAUGAUGACAGCAGGGAAGGGAAGCAAUGCUGAGGAGUGGAGGAUGCAGAUGACUAAAGGGUGCGGGAUCCUGCGCCUGGUGGCCCUGCUGUCCGCCCAGAGCAGCUCCGUGCGCUUCAACGCGCUCCUCGUCCUCGUGAACUUCCUGCGCCACUGCCCCGCCAGCCACAAGGAGGUGCUGCGGCUGGGGGCGCUCCGCAAGUUUGCGCUCCUGCUGGAAGAGGCGGAGGACGAGCCGCAGCAGAACCUGUGCGCCGACGCGUUCGAGUGCCUGGCGCGUUCGGAGGUGCCGGCAAUGCAGGGGGAGUUGCUGCAGACAGGCUGUAUGGCCAAAAUAGUGUCAUGGUUGGGCUGUGCCAGCAGCGACCGGGUGGCUGGAAAGGUCCUCAAGUCCCUAGCUGGGAUGGUGGAGUGGGACGGGCCUUUUGACACCAGCCUGGCAGUGGGUCUCCAGCUUGCGGGGCCGCUUAUGGCGCUCGUUAGAGGCACGGGCUCGACGGCGCUGCGUGCGGUCGCCCUGGAAGCUCUCGCCACCAUCUGCGCAGCGCCAGAGCAUGGUCCCCGUCACCGCGAGGAGUGCCGUGCGCAGGGGUGCGUCUUGCUGCUGGUCGGUCUGUUGGAGAGCGCCAACGACAGGGAAACACUUGUCCAGGUGCUCAACUUCCUGGCCGUCCUCGCCGCCCUCGACCCCCGCUGCCGCGAGGAGAUCUGCAACAGCAGCUGCCAGUACCAGCUGCAGCGCUUCGUGCGGCCGCCCGGCCUGACGAGCCCCCGCAAGAGCUACGCGGCCGUCAUAAAAGAGGAGAAAAAGCCCGGGAGCGACGCGCCGCUCGAAGUGGACGAGACGCUGGUGGCCGAGGAGCAUGCGGCCCUGGUGCACUUCCUUCUGCAGAUCUGCUCAACGAAGCGUCCUCUUCACUUUCCGGAGUGCCGUGACAAGGUGUCCUCGCCUGUGAAAAUUGGAGCCAAGAUUGCGGCUCGCGUCGGUGCUGAUUAGCGGCUCCAGUCGGCUAUGUGUAUAUACACUGCACCGGCUUAUACCAUAUGAAGGCAGUUCCGCCGCAUCUUAGAAGCACUUGCUGGGAAGUUGCACAGAUAGUCCCAGGUGUACAUAUACUGUAACACGCACUCAACAUACUCGCAGGGGUGAGGUUUUUAACACACUUCAGGCUCGAUCCUACCCCAGACACUCAGUAGCCACUAGAUUCUUUUAUUCUUUACAUUGAAUCUCACCCGUCUGGAGUGCGGUCUUGCGAAGCAGGUUCAUCCUGCCAAGUUUUGGCGCUCCAGAAACGCUGGAAGUGACAUUUAAACAAAUGGUACACAAGAGGUAGCUUCAUUACUUUGUCAACCUGUUACUUUUGAAGCAAUGUACACUAAGGCUGAUGAGGGCAGGCUGUAAUUUGAGAAAGCGGAAGCUCUUGGGCCCUAUUUCUAAAGCUAUCGGACAUCUCUUCUUGUUCUGAACUGUCGCGACAUGGACUGAUUGCAUCCCUCCAAUGGUAAUUGCUUGUAUAGAAAGUUCUGUCCCUUUGGAGAG
Messenger RNA from Klebsormidium nitens, 2513 nucleotides. Lineage: Eukaryota; Viridiplantae; Streptophyta; Klebsormidiophyceae; Klebsormidiales; Klebsormidiaceae. The record is from the annotation of a GenBank genome assembly.